CUUCGGAGCGACACGCUUUUUCCUAUCAAAUCUUUGUUUUCGCGCGGAAAUGCGUCGAUUAAAUAUAACGUUAAUAUUUGAGAUGAGACGCUUGCUGAUCAAAUCUUUUCAAACAGCAUCAAACAGGAAGAGGUCAACGGUCGGAGCCGUACGUGUGAUAUGAGGUUGACCGAUAACGCAAUUCAUGUGCGACAUAAUCGUUAAAUAUGUCGUCAUAACUGGAAGACUAUAAAGAGAUAAAAGAAGAAAAAAAUAAAAUCGAUUCAUGUAAACAGAGACAUGUUUACUAAACUGCCACAUAUUGCAUACUUGUCAUCUGGUCACAACACCAUGUAUCGCCUGGGAAAAUUAAAGACAUUACUUCACAGAAAUCGGUUAACCUUGGGCACUCAAGAUUUGCAUCAGUCAGCUUCACAGAUCAACAGAAUCAACAAAAUUCUGAUAGCAAACAGAGGGGAGAUAGCAUGUCGUAUAACCAAAACUGCCAAGAAGCUUGGUGUGAAGACUGUGGCUGUAUACAGCGAUGCAGAUAGAAAUUCCAUGCAUGUGGAGCAAGCUGAUGAAGCUUAUUAUAUUGGUCCUGCUAAUUCUAGUCAGAGUUACUUACGUCAAGACAAAAUCAUAUCAGUGGCGAAAAAAGCCAAGUGCCAAGCUGUACAUCCUGGUUAUGGAUUUCUGUCAGAAAAUACAGAGUUUGCAGAAUUGUGUCAGAAAGAAAAUAUUGUAUUUAUUGGUCCGCCAGCUAGUGCCAUCAGAGACAUGGGUAUAAAGAAUACUUCAAAAACUAUUAUGACAAAAGCUGGAGUCCCCAUCAUAGAAGGCUAUCACGGAGAAGAUCAAACAAAUGAAACAUUACUGACAGAAGCCCGAAAAAUUGGCUUUCCGUUGAUGAUCAAAGCGGUGCGUGGUGGCGGUGGAAAAGGUAUGAGAAUUGCUCUGACAGAAUCUGACUUCGCAGAAGCACUCGAAUCCGCAAGAACGGAGUCUGAAAAAGCAUUCGGAGAUUCAGCAGUGCUUUUAGAAAAAUAUAUCGCCGAACCUAGACACGUGGAGGUUCAGAUUUUUGCUGACAAGUACGAAAAUGUUGUUUAUCUGUUCGAAAGAGACUGUUCUGUACAAAGGAGACAUCAAAAAGUGAUCGAAGAAGCGCCUGCCCCUGGCAUCUCUCAGAAGCUCAGAAAGGAAUUGGGUGAAGCAGCGAUACGCGCUGCCAAGGCUGUGGGAUACGUGGGUGCUGGAACAGUAGAGUUUAUAAUGGAUCGAAAUAAUCACAGUUUUCAUUUUAUGGAGAUGAAUACGCGUCUACAGGUGGAACAUCCAGUUACUGAAGCGAUUACCGGAUUGGAUCUGGUCGAAUGGCAACUGAGAGUGGCAAGUGGAGAAGAACUUCCUCUCAAACAAGAACAGAUUACUCUCAAAGGUCACGCGUUUGAAGCCAGAAUUUAUGCAGAGAAUCCAAGAAACGGAUUCUUACCAGGAGCCGGUCAACUUUUGUACUUGAAGCAUCCUGAAGCAGCGGAUAAUGUCAGAGUCGAGACUGGAGUGCGACAAAACGACGAGGUGUCCGUGCAUUAUGAUCCAAUGAUAGCGAAAUUGGUGGUCUGGGGAAAAGACAGGCGCGAAGCUCUUGAUAUACUUCGAUCAAAACUUAGCGAAUAUAAUAUAGCUGGCCUAGAUACAAAUAUAGAAUUUAUUAAAACCCUCUGUGUUCAUUCAAAAUUUGUAAACGGCGAGGUACACACGGGAUUCAUUGAGGAAAACUUCGAAGAGCUAUUUCCUAAGUUACAAAUAUCUAACGACGUACUGAUUCAAGGUGCUCUCGCUACAAUACUGCAUGACAAUGCGAAUUCAUUAAGUAUGUCUUUAGAAACGAAAGAUCCCUUUAGUCCGUUCGCUGUGGAAAUUGGACUUAGACUUAAUCAUGUGUUGAAGCACACGUUUAAUUUCAAUGUCGGAAAGGAAAGUCACAUAGUAGAAACGAAGUUCGCUGAACCGGAUGUAUAUCUGAUGAGAGUCAAUAGAUUGGGACCCUGGAGGAAAGUGAGCGGGACUUUGAAGAAAACAAACGACGACGCGUUAGAACUUGCUACGGAAAUUGAUGGAGUUAUCAUUAAAUCGCGAAUAGUAAAACUUAACAAUAACUUACACAUAUUUACCAAGAACCGUGAAUGGCAAUUGGUUCUUCCCGCACCAAAAUUCAUGAGUUUAUCUUUAAAUCAAGCAGAGCAAAAUCCAUGCGCAGCAUUGAGCCCGAUGCCCGGACUAGUCGACAAGAUCUUUGUCAAUAAAGGGGAUGUAGUAAAAAAAGGCGACUCGUUGCUUGUUAUUGUCGCUAUGAAAAUGGAGCAUAUUAUUAAAGCGUCUGUCGAUGGAAUUGUUGAGGACGUAUUGUGCUGUAAAGGUGAUAAUGUUGCCAAAAAUAAGCUUCUUGUUAAAUUAACAGAAGCUAAAAUAUAAUAUGUGCA
This is a messenger RNA of Pseudomyrmex gracilis, 2465 nucleotides long. It is a transcript of the gene Mccc1, whose product is annotated as methylcrotonoyl-CoA carboxylase subunit alpha, mitochondrial. Gene Ontology annotation, cellular component: mitochondrion. The transcript is spliced from 9 exons. The coding region runs from base 280 to 2457 and encodes 725 amino acids. Lineage: Eukaryota; Metazoa; Arthropoda; Insecta; Hymenoptera; Formicidae. Gene Ontology annotation, molecular function: metal ion binding; ATP binding; methylcrotonoyl-CoA carboxylase activity. The record is from RefSeq and is a predicted model, not a curated record.